Molecule: messenger RNA, 2565 nt
Organism: Suhomyces tanzawaensis NRRL Y-17324
Lineage: Eukaryota; Fungi; Ascomycota; Pichiomycetes; Serinales; Debaryomycetaceae
Exons: 1
Cellular component (GO): nucleus
Molecular function (GO): DNA binding
Source: RefSeq, a predicted model, not a curated record
UUGAUGUCCCUACUUUCUGGAAAGCAAAAGACUAAGAAGAAGAAGAUUCCGAAAGAAGAAAAGCUUUCAGAGAAACCCAUCAACGAUGUGGAGACGGACUGUGAUGUCUCGGAUAAUUUUGACUCAUCUUUUACUGAAAAUAGAAGUAACCAACUCCGCAAAGAUUUCGAUGUGUUAGAACUAGAAAAGAAGAUAUACAACAACGACAUUGAAUCGGUAUCGGCCAAGGAUUUCUUUUCCAGAAUCAAGAAAAAGGCAGAGCCUUCCCAAGUUACAGAAUCUUCCGGUACACCUACAAUAGAGAUUCUGGAAGGUACUACUCCGAAUAAUGCUGAGCCUAUUCUUAUCGAUCUUGAUGAGGAAAAUGACAUUGUGGUAGAUACGAAGUCUUUGGAGGCAAAGAUUUACGGAGAUAAUGCCAAAAGAACCUCCGCCAAAGAUUUCCUAAGGUCUCUAAAGCCUGUUCCAAAGAAAACGAAAAGAGAACCCAAAUCAUACUUUGUCACCUUGAAAAUCAAUCCUGGCGCAUUAAAAGAAAUAAAGAAUUACGAUAACCCCUUCAAAACCAAAGGAAACAUAUCAUUUCAAGGGACAUCGAGAGGCUCCAUCAGAAACGAGUUCUUCGAUCGACCCAAGGUUGCAAAAAAAUCUGUGUCAUCCAAUUCCUUCUUUGAUUCAAUGAUGAAAGCUUCAAAGAAUACAGUGAAGUUGACACCCUUACAGAAGUUAAAAGAGUUGGAGCCUCCUAUUAUCCAAAAAUCACAAUUUCAUGUUUGCUCUUCGGACGAUUUGGUUCGGCAUAAUGACAUAUUAGCAUGCUUGCCACCUAGAGUGAAAGCACAAUCAUCCGAUUAUGGAGAUAAUAAUAUAAAUCUUAUGACAGAGCAAUCAGUGAAACCGCAACUUGUCAUUCGUGAGACUUCUAUUUCCAAGUUAGAUCUUUUAAAGCAAAAGAUACCUGACUACCAUAAGCAUACUGAACUUCGUACACUUGUCGAGAAGUUUAUACUUAUUGAAACAAAUGACGACAAUGAAAUUCAUGAAAUCACACAAUCUUCAAACACAAACUCUCAGCUCUGGACAGACUUGUUUUAUCCUGAUUCCACCAAACAGCUAUUAAUCGCCAAAGACACAAGAAAUUCUAUCAAAAAUUGGAUCCUGAACUCAUUCUCUAGAUUAAAAGCACAGAAUUUACGAGAUCCCAGGAACGUCUUGAUAAAGAAGAAAAAAAAGAAACAAAAGAAUUUGGAUAACUUUAUUGUGGAUGAUUACUCUGUGGAUUUUGAUAAUGAGGAGACUGAAGAAGAAAUUUUCGUCCCUCUCUUGAUAUUACAAGGAUCAAUAGGCUCAGGAAAAUCUUCCUCGAUAUACGCAGUUACCAAAGAAUUGAAUAGUUACGUUCAUGAAAUCAACACAGGACUGAAUCGAGGUCGAAAAGACAUUUUUAAUAGCUUGAAAGAAUUUUGUACUACUCAGUUGGUGCAUAGACAGGAUGAAUCUCGUACAUUUCAACAGGGCAUUGUUUUACUCGAAGAUGUUAAUAUACUAUUCGAACAGGACAAAAACUUUUGGAGUGUAGUUCAAGACAUAUUGAACAUCUCAAGACGCCCAAUUGUCAUAACUUGUGAGACAUUACUCAAUAUUCCGAAAUCUUUGCUUGAGUUUGCAGGGGAGGAAGGAUCCAUUAUACAUAUGGACCAAUAUCCCGUGCAGAAGCAGCUAAUCAAGAGCUAUAUUUGGAUUUGUGGUCUAACUCAAGGAUUUGAUAUGAAGAGUUCAGUUUUAGAAAAGAUUUUGAGGAAGAGCUCAAAUGGAUACAACUACGAUUUGCGCAAAUGUCUUAUGGAAGCACAAUUCAUUUGCCAGUCUAAUAAAAGUGCAAACAAGCAUACUGUCGUUGAGAUCUCAUUACCAGGCAGGCCUAAGAAGCAAGGAAUUCAAGAUCUUGAGUCACACGCAACAUUAAUGGAUAUACUAUCUUGCGGAGAAGUUAUUAGUGGAGGUUAUCACUCAAUGCUCAACCAUGAGGUACAGGAAAAUGAAUUGGUUGAUAUUUAUCACAUUGACGACACUACCAGGAUUACACAAGAACCCUUGCCAUUCGAGUUGAACAUCGGUGAGUACUUGAUUGAGAAAAUGAGAGAAGACUACGAAGUUCAAACACUGUGUCCGUCCCCCAGAUUUUCAUUCAAUACUAUACGCGAAGAGGUAAGUUCGUUUAUUGGAUCUAGGUCUAAAAAACGGCCCAAAUUUUUCCAGGACUUGGCAAUAGUUACCAGAACUACUAGGUCCCAAAACAUAGAAUUGCUGGAUGAAUUAUCUGAUUCACCAUCGCAAGAUUGGGCAUACGACACAACAGGAGUACCUGAGACAUCGUUCUUGAAUUACAUCUUGCCGAGUUCACUUACUCUUGAUGUGUUACCUUUAUGCAGAAACUGGAUUGGUUUCCAGAUUGAACUUGAUAAAAUUGAACAAACCACCAAAGCAUCAGGUGGGGCUAGCGUGAAAGAAUUCUUAAACUAUCGGGACUUUCAGAAAGAUUCGACCAUUCUAUUGGAUACAUUA